GCCCCCAAGAUGAUCACGACCCUGGAGAGUCGCAUGGCCGGCCCCAUGAUGACCCAACAGCAGAUGAUCAUGCAGGGAUCGAACGCGCCCAUGACGAACGCGGGCUUGGCCAUUAUCCAGGUCAAAGUGAAGGGCGCGGAACUCUCGGCGACGAUGCGCAGCGACCCACGUGACCCGCAGGCGGAGCAGUUGCUGUGGCCCGACUUCCAGGACUUCGAGAACGUGAACCUGCGCCCUGGAACGUACGCCGUGGUGAAGUGCUGGGGCGAGGACUUCUUGCGCAUGGUCAACGCGGAACCCGCUGCUCUGGGGGAAGCUUGUGGGCACGCAGGCCUGGCGGCAAUGAUGCCUGUGGCAUUCGCUGGCGAGGUGGAAGUCGACGGCAACAUGCAUCUCGCGGCCUGGACGAACGUGUCUGGCACAUACCAGGUGCCCUCCAAGCUCGCGAAGCAGUCUGGUCUUCCACCGAACUUGUUCUGGAAAUUCGUGGACCGCGAGAACUUGCCAACUCUCCCCGACCAUGGUCGCCUGAAGUUCGUGCGCGGCGGGAACGCGCUGCAACCGCCCGAGGUAUCCGAUGACACUAUCGACCGAGCACUUUCGCAAAUGAUCGGCGACGGCCUGCAGGGCGAGAGCCGCGCCGACGAGGAGCCGCCCGAGAAGCGCCAGAAGACCAGUGCCGACUUCGUCAAGAGCUUGCUGUUCGCAUCGAGUUCGGGGUCGUCGGGCGGCGGGCCCUCUGCGCUGGGAAUGGCGCGGCCAGUCGAAGCGCCAGAGGCCCCCGCGGCGGUGGAGGCUGUCACGAAGGACCCCAUGACGACAGCAAUGGAGAUAAUGGAGAAGGUGGCGACCGACUUUGACGACCUGCCGAAAGACAAGAGGAUCCUCGUCGGCUUGGUGCGCUACUUGAGCGAGGCGCCCAUCUCCAACUACGCCCUCUCCAACCACCACCGCCUCACCAUGCUCCUCAUAGUCGAAGGUGAUCGUUGGCGGGCGCACUCGAAGGGGUGCUUCUACUACACGGGCGGGUGCCGGGAUCAGGUCGAAGCCUUCGACAUCAAGGGCUGGGACUUCAUCGCGGCGCUGGAGGGCGUGUUCGCGAAGAUCGGCGGCGCUGGCGUGGAGGACCAUGAUUGCCCUGAUUGGAAGUGGAGCGCCCUCCAGGGGGUCAUCGGCGAAAUGCCGCGCCAGGACGCCGUGACGCUCGCCACUCUCUGCAACGAAGCGAAGAAGCACUCGGACGCCCUCACAAAGGCCACCGGAAAUAAAGGGUGGAAGGGCAACUGGGCCCUCAGAGCGGUGGAUCUGAUGUGCGCGUUCAAGGCUGCCGUGGACAAAGGGGCCACGCGGACUCCCCUGACCAUGCUGCCCCUGAAGACUUGCGACACGCCGAAGCCAAGGUCCCAAGGCGUCACGUUCACCGACUGUUACUUGGAUUCGAGUUGGGAUACAGCCGUUCCAAAGCCGGAGAACAAUUGCUACAUGCGGGUUCCUUACCAGUUCUUCUGGUCGGACGACGACAUUGCGAAGGCGGGGAUCGACGUCGUCGAGUGGGGCCAGCGGUUGACAAUGUUCCUGCAGGGCCUCUACUGUAUGAACGAGCCGUCUUCCAGUUGGAGCUGGAACAUCGUCGGGGAAGCGAAUGCCCACUACUUGGACUGCGGCGUCUUCUACGAUCGGUCCGAAUGGCGCAAAUCUGGCGGAGCAGCGUGGAACAAGUCUAUCGUCCGCAUACAGGAGUGCGACGCUAACGCCCGCAUGGUCUCUGACAUUUGGAAGCGGUUCAUUGUCGCGGAGGAGCUGUCAUGCCGCGUGAACUACGGGUUCACCGUGCAGAGGACCUUCGGCGAGUGCAAAAAGGACCAAGAAUUGAACUACGAGAAUAUCCCAGUCCUAGAGAAGACAGGGGGAACGCGGAAGAAAUUGUGCGAGCAGCUGGAGCGGCGGAUCAGAUGUUCCCGCAUGGGGAAGGCCACGUUCGUACACAGCGACGACGACGUAUGCCACGAGGAGGGCCGCUUCAAGAAGAUCCCGCAGGACACGUUAGAUGAGUUCUUAUCGCGCCCGUGGGUCGUUGCGAGGUUUCUACACAAGUACUUGCGGCCAUUCGCCAGGAACUACACUCCCAACGAGUCGCUCGUGAUGCUGGACGAUAUCAAGUCGCUGAGCACGGAGAUGCACAGGGAUCUCGUGUGGUUGGCUUCCAGGCUCUCAGGUGGAGACGACCCGCCACCCGAGGACGGCCAGGUGGCAGACGUGGUCGAGCGAACCUUGAUUGCCGCUGCUCGCGCGAACACGCCCGCGAAACCUGUCGUGAAGGCGUGCCUCAUCGAGACAUUGGAUUGCAUCCCUGGGACGCGCAAGCCAGGGGAGAAGGGCUCAUCAAAGUGGCAGAACAUUACAUCUGCCAUCGGGAAGUCGAAUCUGCGCCUCUUCACGCAGGCCGACACCAACGUCUUGAGGAAGCUUAUGGUCAACUACGACAAGAUGAUGCGGACGUGGAAUACAUGCGGCGGCAGGGGCGUUCUUGGAGACUGGGAGGAAUGGGGCAACCCGUUCGAUCACAUUGACAAUGCAUCUACGCUGGUUGCAGAUGGUUCCGUCGAGUGGUACGCGAUGAUUCUGGAGCACCUGAGCACUCCCGUGACGGCCCUUGACGGCGUGUCCACCACGAAGGUCAGAUGCGUGGAGAUGCCUUCCUUGGGUGCGUUGCAAGAGUACGCCAACGGCAAGACGGACCGGCGCCAGCCUGUGCUCGACGCGUACAUCCAGCGCUGCGUCGCCCACUACAACAGCAACGAGCGGUUGGCACGGGUAGCCGCAUUCCCCGACUACAUCGAGAGCGACGCUCCGCGUUGCCACCCGCGCUUGUUCAAGAAGGCACUGCAGGCGCGCGGCUUGUGGAGUGAUGACAGGUUCCCCAUGAUCCACAAGUUCUGCGUCGACUACAAGAAGUGGCGGGAGGCCGUUGCUAUGUGCCUCGAGGUCUCCGCUGACGAGUCCAAGGUUGAGUUGAUCAAGCUGUUCUACGGUGCUCGGCCAGCCACGCAGUUGCCGUGGCUUUUGAAGCUCUCCAACGAGAUUGUGGACGGCACCCACCUCCUGCUCGGUUGCGCCGAGUUCGCGGAAUACAACGUCUUAUACGCCGACCACCCCAGCCCCGCAUUCAGCAGGAUCGCGGCCAUCCUGUCGCACAUGGAGAAUGAUGCGUUGAUGGUUCUGUUGGACAAGGUUCGGGGCGCGGGGAGCAUCAGCGAGGUUCUCAUAUUUGACGGCCUCCUCGCGAAAGUCGUGGAUUUCCGAGGCGAGGCGAUGCUCGCGGCAGCCGUGGCCGAGGCGAGCGCAGCCGCUGGCGUGGAGUUCCAGAUCAAGUCAUGGCAGCGCGGGGCCGAGCACGUGCGCUUCGCCAGGGCAGUGCUUCGCGGCUCACAGACGGUUGUCGUGCGGAGGGGGCGCGGCGAUCGCGAGGUAGCCAAUUGCGUCGUCUCGGUGGCUGACUGGGCACAGCUGGCCCCCAAAACCAUGCUCGACGAAGAGAGCGCGACCAUGGCGGUAAAGGAGUUCAACGAGUCCGAGUUUGACCAUUCCCAGCGGGACGCGGCCAAGAUCCCUCAGUUCACCUAG
Molecule: messenger RNA, 3624 nt
Organism: Prorocentrum cordatum
Lineage: Eukaryota; Dinophyceae; Prorocentrales; Prorocentraceae
Source: the annotation of a GenBank genome assembly